Molecule: messenger RNA, 1203 nt
Organism: Penaeus vannamei (Pacific white shrimp)
Lineage: Eukaryota; Metazoa; Arthropoda; Malacostraca; Decapoda; Penaeidae
Source: RefSeq, a predicted model, not a curated record
AUGAACACGACGGUGGACCCAGAGCUGCAGGUGGACCCCGCCGUCAGCAGAAAGAUGGAGCAGCUGAGCUCGCACUUGGGCUACAACGCGUCGAUGCUCUACAACGAGUUGAACAGCUUCCUGCAGGACAGCUACUCGUCGGGCAGGGAGGAGUUCAACGCCACGACGCUCCUGGACCAGAGGAACAAGGCGCUGGCCGUCGUCGAGAUCAUCGUCCUCAUCCUGAUCCUGUUCGUGGCCGUCGUGGGCAACGUGUUCGUCCUGAUCGCCCUGUGGCGCCACUCGCUCUUCCAGCAGAUGUCGCGCUGCUACCUGUUCAUGCUGCACCUGAGCCUGGCCGACCUCAUGGUGGCGCUGUUCAACAUCCUGCCGCAGCUCAUCUGGGAGAUCACGUACCGCUUCCAGGGCUCCGACCUGCUCUGCCGGCUCAUCAAGUACGCGCAGGUGUUCGUGCUGUACGUGUCCACCUACAUGCUGGUGUUCAUGGCGGUGGACCGCGUCCGCGCCGUGCAGGGCAGCGGGCGCGGGUCGCUGCGGGCGGCGAGGCUCAUGAUCGCCGGCGCCUGGCUGGUGGGCCUCGUCCUGGCCACGCCGCAGGUCCUGCUCUUCGCCGUCAGGGAGAUCGAGCCCGGCGUCAAGGACUGCUGGGUCGUGUUCGAGCUGGUCAACGAGCGCGUGUACGUCACGUGGUUCGUGGUGUCCGUGUUCCUGCUGCCGCUCACGAUCAUCGCCGUGUCCUACGGCUACAUCUGCUGGGCGGUGUGGCACAGCAGCGGGGCGCUGCAGCCCUCGCACUCCUGGCACUACAACUGCUGCGGCUGCGUCAGAAGUCGCACUCGGAGGAGCGACGUGUCGGCGGCCAAGAUGAAGACGGUGCGGAUGACGCUGACGGUGGUCAUCGCCUUCACGCUCUGCUGGUCGCCCUUCUGCAUCGCGCAGCUGCAGGCGGUCUACGACAGGCCCGAGGACAUGUCGACCAUGAGUUCAGUGGCUGUCGUGUGUAUGCUUCUCGGCUCACUCAACAGCUGCACGAAUCCCUGGAUUUACCUUUACUUCAGCGGGACUUUACUCAACCAACUUAGGGUGGUCCUAGGCUUCGGUCCGAGCCGCUCCAACGACAACGCAUCCUUGGGGGACGAGGACCCCCAGGAGGAGCGCCUGAACGCCAACAAGAGACCGAUAACCCACUCGAGCGUCCCAUAG